CAUUGGCAGGAGGUUUUGGCUCGAGAGGCGAGUAAACAUCUGAUGACGGUGAAGUAUUUUGGUUUCAUUAUUUCAUCCAUUCCAGGCUUUCAAUUUUUCGAAAUAUUUCCACUUUCCAACAACUCAAGGCCUUUCGCUACUACUAGUCGUCAUCGUUGUCAGUUGUGAACUAGUGUUUACAGAGUUCGGCAGUAUUCAAUAAUUGAAUUUCAAUUAAUACUAUAGAAUUGACCUUGAAAAGCCAUUAGGGGUUUAUGUUUAUUGUUUUCCAUCAUUACUAUAUUGGCGGAGACCAAAUAUCGGUACUAUUUGAAAACGUUUGGUAGUAUCAACUCUGAGCCGGCGUUGUCUACUGCUUGGUUUAAUUAAAAAAGAAUCGACUGAAAUCAAACCCCUAGGAAAGAUGCUUCGGUGCCAUUAUAUCGCAGGUGUGUUCAUAUUGUUGGAACUUAGUUGUUGGGGCCAGAUAACGUCUGCAGUAGCAACGUCAUCAGUUGAAAGCUUUUCACACAAUAACGAUGUUGACCAAUUCACGUUGAUCAAUCGGCGGAUUCGUGAAAGUGGGACCAAGCAAGACGACAGUGGAUCAGCGAGCACAAAUUCAACCAUCAAUGUCAAACCGUCGACGGAACCCCCACGUGAAGGUGUUAUGAUUAUCAAGGCAAAACCACCAGAUGUUAAUUAUACCAAGAAGGCUCCAAUUCCCUAUGAAGCAUAUGACAAUGAGUCAGAUGAGAACACUCCCGGAUACCCCUCUGGUCAACCAAAGUUUGAUGAAAAAGCGAUCCAGCGAGCCCUUAUUGUCGUUGCUGUUCUCGCUUUCAUUCUUCUUGGCUAUCUCGGGGCAAAAUUUAUGUUAACGAAGAAAAGGAAAGUGGACAAAAGAUAUGGCCGCAUUGAAUCUGAGAUUGAUCUCCUUGAAGAAAUGGAAACUGCGGAAUCCGACGAAGAAGAAGAAUUAUUUGAUGUCAACAUGACACGAAGAUCUAACUUUUGAUAUGUGAUUAAGGGAUGAUGCAAUCCAGUGAUGAAUAUAAAAUUCCAGAGUAUGUCGCAACUCUCCUGAAAUUACAAUUAAUUACAUAUUCAAAUUAAUGAAAUUUAGCUCAACUCGUUUUUGCGAGUGGAUUAUCACAAGUUACUAUCGAGGAAUGUAUGCAUAUAGUAACCUAGUCUUUUUUAUUGUCAAUAAUAGUGCUGAAUAUAUAUAGUACUUGAAAAAAUUGAAAUUCUCAUAUAAUAAGUGGUAGCGGUUCUAU
This is a messenger RNA of Folsomia candida, 1259 nucleotides long. RefSeq lists its product as uncharacterized. The record is from RefSeq and is a predicted model, not a curated record. Lineage: Eukaryota; Metazoa; Arthropoda; Collembola; Entomobryomorpha; Isotomidae. The coding region runs from base 404 to 997 and encodes 197 amino acids. The transcript is spliced from 5 exons.